Thlaspi arvense is the source of this 396-nucleotide messenger RNA. The record is from the annotation of a GenBank genome assembly. NCBI's taxonomy places the organism in Eukaryota, Viridiplantae, Streptophyta, Magnoliopsida, Brassicales, Brassicaceae.
GAAAAAAUCGAAAUAUGUAUCAAAAAGUACAUGAACUUGGAACAAACCAUGACCUAUCUGCAUGAAAACCACCAGAUUACUCAUAAUAACACUAGAACAAUUUGGGAACGUCUUCAAAGAGGCAAUCCAGAUUUCUUCAAAGAAUACUACAAACGAUGCGAAGUGGCUCGUCAAAUAACUCAAUUUAACGGUUUGCUUGCUCAGCAAGUAUACCUGAUGAAUAAAUUUAGAGAAAUUGAGCUUAGAGAUACUACUGCACCAGAACAUCAGUUUGCAACAUUGCUUCUCCCUGAACAGCCUGCUAAAUCUGAGUCUUGGAUAAAUCUUGAUUUUGGUGAUGGAUAUACCAACAAUAAUGGCUCAGAUCCGACAUAUGAUCUGCAAAAGAAAACAUAA